AAUUGUUAGAAGAAUAUAAAUUAACAAUGAAUAUUAAAGAAUUAAGCUCAUUUAUCAAAGAAUAUGAUCUUAAGCUUACUUAAAAGCUAGUCAAAUACUUAGUGAUAAUUGGAAUAUCAGCUAUGAAAAGCAAAACGUAGGAUAUAUCAAUUGAAACGAUUAAACUAAUUGCGAGCUCUUGUAAAUAAUAAAAGUUGAAGAAAGAAAUGGCUACUUUAAAAGAAAAAGUAAUCAAUAUUUAAUAGUCAAUUACCCCAAGAAUGGGAAAUUGCAAUUUUUCUGAAGAUAAAUAAUUAAGAAUUUCAAAAAGCCCAUUGAUCUAAUCAGAAUAUUCACCUAUUUAGAAGAAAAAGGAAUAACCUAGUAAUAAGACGAAAAAAGCUAUAUCGGUUUAAGAUUAAGAUUUCAAUUUUUAAUCGUUAAAUUUGAAAAAUAAAAGUAAUCAACUCAGUAAAAAAUUGGAAUAAUAAAAUAAAUAAACAUAAUCUUAAAAAGAUAAUUAAAAUUGCUAUUAAUCAUCAAUGAGAAUAAAUUUAGAUUAGAUUGCCAAUAAUUUUCUGAGAUCUCCUUUAAUCCAAAAUCCGUUGACAAUAAGAAACUAAUCUUAAUAAAAUGAACUCUAAUAUUUCUUUUAGAAUACAUGGAAAUAAUUUUGA
This is a messenger RNA of Paramecium tetraurelia, 656 nucleotides long. RefSeq lists its product as uncharacterized. The transcript is spliced from 3 exons. NCBI's taxonomy places the organism in Eukaryota, Ciliophora, Oligohymenophorea, Peniculida, Parameciidae. The record is from RefSeq and is a predicted model, not a curated record.